Daucus carota subsp. sativus is the source of this 2678-nucleotide messenger RNA. RefSeq lists its product as uncharacterized. Lineage: Eukaryota; Viridiplantae; Streptophyta; Magnoliopsida; Apiales; Apiaceae. The record is from RefSeq and is a predicted model, not a curated record. Bases 42 to 2678 code for a protein of 878 amino acids. The transcript is spliced from 14 exons.
CAAAGAACCUAGAACCGUGCAUCAAACAAUUUGUGUACCAAAUGUAUAAGAAUGAGUCAGUACAAGGAACUGAUGAUGUUUUCCAGUUCGAUUUGAGUAUUCCAAUGGUUCCUCAACAGGAUGACGGUGAAAAAUGUGGAUACUAUGUUCUUUACUAUAUGUUCAAGUUUUUGAUGUCUUGUCCAGAAAACUUCAACAUUAAUGAACAUGGUGGCUUUAUGAAUAGCAGUUGGUUCACAGAGGAAGAGAUGAACAACUUUUUCAACAAUCUAUCAUCAGAGAAAUUGCAUACUGACCAAAUGCAAGCUUCAGAAGACAUAAUUGUGGUCAAGGAAAAGAAUCUUUCAAGUAAUAUGGAAGUUGAUGGCCAAAAUGUCGAUAAUGAAAUUGCUGCUGAAGAAAUUGAAAAACUUUCUAAAGAUGAAGAAGAGGCUGAGAUGGUGGUACAAUGUGAACCUAUUCGUUCACUAGUUGUGUACACUCCAGAGAGCUCACAGGAGCAGCAAGAACCCAACCAACCAACACCACCUGCAUCUGAAACAAUUGCCACUCAUGAAAAAGAUGGCAAGGAAAAGCUGGCUGCUGCUACACCUUCUGUGAGAAAAUCUCCAAGGCUACAACCUAUAAAAGAAGAUGAAGAAGAUUUCUCUAUUCAUAUUGUCGACCCUGAGGGAGGAGAAAAUGCAGACAAGGGACCAGCAGAAAAAGCACAAAGAAAAGUAAGGGCGACAAAGAAUGAAGGUGUCAAUAAAAGGAAAGCCGUAGAAGAGGUACAACAUAAUAAGGAAAAGAAAUUGAAGAAAAAGGUGGAAGCAGAGAAUGAAGAUGAAGAAGUGGAAGAAGAAGAAGAAAAAGAUGAUGAUGAGAAACCAAAAAAGAUUUUAAUCCGUGCUUAUCCAUCAACAUUUUCAAAAACAAUCUCAAGGCUGUCUGAAGCUCAAAGGCAGUGGGUGAAAUCUGCUGGGUUUGGUGCACUCCUUCAUUUUACUCUUGGUGAGGAACUGCCACACAAGACAAUAGUUAAUUGCUUAUGGUGGUUCGAGCACAAUAAAUGUGAGUUUGGUCUAUUCCCAAAUCGGAAUCUUAAAAUAACAGAGGAUGAUGUUUUUGACAUAAUUGGUCUACCCCAAGGGAAAUUGGAUGUUAAACUUGAAGAUUCUAAAGAUAAAAUCCAAAGCUGGGGCAAACAAUUUAAAGAAAGGCAGCCAAGCAGGAUCACUGAAAAGAUGUUGCGUGAAAAGAUUGCAGAGUCUCGUGAUGCCGAUGAACAUUUCAAGCAGAACUUCAUGAUUCUGAUGGCUAACCUUUUCAUCAGAACAGAUAAAACGUCCUUUGUUUGCCUCAAAAUCCUGAGGUUCAGUGGUAAUUUUGACAAUGCAAGAGACUACAAUUGGUGCAAACUUGUGAUACAAAAUUUGAAAGAGGCUCAUGAACAAUGGUGGAAUGAUCCAAAAACACAAUACACUGGUUGUUUUGUUUUUCUUCUUUACUUUUAUCUAGCUAGGACAAGCCAUCCUGAUGUUAGAGUGAAGAAAACAUGGCCUGCCUUUGUUGGCUGGAAGAAUUCAUGCAUUGAUGACAGAGCAAAGAGGGAGGGUCUUGAUAAUAAUUUUGGUUAUGGAGAUAUUGUUCCAGAAUUUGAAACUCCUGAUGAAAGCAAACAAAAUGAUGUGAACUCUGAACAGUACAAGGGUGGGAACAGCAACUUCACCACACCUAAAGAAACAUUGAAGGGCGUAGGACCCAGUCAGCUGUUUUCUCCACAAGACAAUGUUGAUGCAUCAAUAUUGUCAAUUGCAAGAGAUGUUGAACAGAAUCACAAUAGCACUGAGGUGCUCACAGAGGAUGAGAUAUCGUCAAGAUUACAGCAUCAUUUAUCACAAAUGGAAAAGCUGAAGAAAGAAUUUGGUGAAACACUUGACAAGGGGAAACAGCUGUUCCCAGAAAGUGAUAAAAUGAAAGAAUAUGAACAGAGGUUUGAAGAGAUGACAACAGGAAGUAUUGAUAAAGGCUGGGAUUUUUUCACAUACAAAGACUGGAAAACAUUUGACAUUUUAAUGCUCCCGGAAAAUGAAAGGGCUUUUAAUAAGAUGCACGACAUAGAUGACUUUUUAGAUGAUUUAAAAUUAGGGGGUCAGGUGGUUGAUAGUAAUAUUUACACAAAACAUAUUACUAGGAAUGAGCCAAGCUAUGCUGCAUAUGGACUCAACAAUCAUCUGAAAAGGGUACUCAAACCAACUGAUCAUCAGAAGUCUCCAUUCAAAAUCCGAGGGAUUGAUCUCAACACACAAAGGUUCAGCAAAGAUGAAGAAGAAGUAUGGAGCUGGAUUAAUGGAAGAAAGAACCGAGCAAUGAUUGAGAUAUUCCUCUGGAACAACGUUACUUGCUUGAAGCAUCACAUUCAAAGCCUACAAAUUGGAAAAGAAGUGUUGUUCCAUGUUGUUGAUGCUUAUACAAGCAUACUAAACGAAGAUGAAAAAUUCAGAGCAGCAGAGUCUCCUUAUAGGUUUUUCUGCAGUACAAUGGUGACAAUGGGAAAUGUGGUUAAAGGAAGCCAAUUGGUAGCAAACAGUACUGAUCCAAAUCUAACAUACAUGAAGUUCAAAUCCAACAUGGAUGCAAUUUUGUUCAAGCACAGAGUUGAUAUUAAUCAUGUUGAUCUGGAAGAUUUGUGUUGA